AUGGAUUUAGCAAGCCGUUCAUCCUACCGUGGUCAAGUGACCAAGCUUGUGAAGGCAGCAAACGAAUAUUUAAUUUCUGAAGAAUCUGAAAUUAAAUCCAACGCAGAAAAUCUUGAUAAAAUCGAGGAGGAGCUUGAGGUAUUUCUGGAUCGUCUGCUCUCCUCGCAUGAAAGUUUACUUAAAGCAAACGACGAGGUCAAGUCUUUGAUUAAACCUGAAGAUUUCGUAAAGGAAUCAGAAGCUGUGGCUGACUAUAACGAUAAGGCGAUAGGGGUAAUCACGCGGUUGAAGCAUAGAUUGUCAAAAAUUCGGCUGCUGCAAACGGGUCCACUUCCAGAAGCAUCACGUGUUCACGAGACUUCUACAGUUGUUCCUAAUGCGAUGCAACAUGCGGUAAAGUUAAAAAAAUUAUUUCCUAAAAGAUUCUCAGGUGAUUAUAAAGACUGGGUUCCAUUUUGGGAGCAAUAUCGUACUUUAAUUCAUGAAAAUUCAUCACUAACGACCAUCGAUAAGUUUAAUUAUUUAGAAACGUCACUGUAUGGAAGAGCUGCAGAAACAUUAGCUGGCCUAACGCCUACAGAAGCCAACUAUAAUUCUGCAAUUGAGUUGCUCAAAGAGGAGUACGGAGAUCAAGAAAAAAUUAUCGACCAUACAAUGCAACAGCUUUUAUCAACACCACCAGUAAGUUCUAAGACAGAUUCUGUUGGGCUGAGACGAUUGUAUACGUCGGUUCUAACCGCAACUCGAUCUCUGACGUCUUUGGGUGUUCCCUCGUUACAAUAUUUUGUGAUGCUCAAGGGUGUGCUUCUCCGAUGCAUUCCGAAUGAUCUUCGUGUGGAUUUCCAUCGUUUUUACCACAGUCAAUCUGGCAAUCAUCAGGUCGAAAACUCAGACGAAAACAUGGACGACUUAGCUUCAACAUCGGCAUCUGAAAUCACUUCUACAAAGUCAAUCGGCGAUAAACAGGUAAAUUCUCUACUUACAUUUCUCAAACGAGAGGUCGAAGCUCUAGAAAAGGCGAAUGAGGCAAAAGGUAACUCUGCUCGUGUUCAACAUCAACCAGGUACGAGUUCUCGACAAGUCAAAACCGCUGUGGGGCUGUUUACGGCAGGAGAGCAUGAACAUACGUGCUUCUUUUGUAAAAGUAAAGAUCACGCAACCACUGAAUGUAAUUGUUUACCGAACUUAUCUAAAAAAAAAGAAUUACUUCGCACUGAUGGUAGGUGUUUUCGUUGCUGUACGAAGGGACACAAUUCUAAAACCUGCAAGGUAAAACGAAUUACUUGCAGUUCUUGUAAUGGCCGACACGCAACAAGCAUGUGCGAUCCUCUGUUCAUAGCCAGAAUUAACGAAGCAAAGCAAGGUAUUGGUAGAAUUGGUGGCUCAGCUGAGCCUACGUCACAAUUAUCGAAACAGUUAAGUAUGCCAUCAUCGAGUCAAAAUACUUUUAAUUUGUACACUGCUCAAACACUUGGACAGUCAUGUAGUGUUUUAUUACAGACUGCUUGUGCAUUUGCUGGAAACGGAAUUUCUAACAGAGAGUUGUUUAUUCGAUUUGUCAUGGAUGGUGGGAGCCAAAUGUCUUUUGUGAAAUCAUCUGUUGCUCGCUGCAUUAAUUUGUCACCGACUGGUUCUCACAACUUGAGUAUAAUCUCAUUUGGAAGUGAUAAGCCUAAGCCAAACCGGUUAUGUAAUAAGGUAAAAAUAAUCUUACGCAGCCAAUAUAAUAAUCGUACAUUCGUUGUUGAAGCGAUUGAAGUACCCGAAAUUUGUGUUGAUGCUCUCGCUGCGCCCCCGAGUCAAUUGCUGGAAACAUCAUUGCAUGGUUUACCAUUAGAAGAUUCUCGUACUUUAGGAAAUAUACCAGAAGAGGGCAUAAGUCUCCUAAUUGGUGCUGAUUACUACUGGCAAUUUGCUACGGAUAAAUAUAAGCGAAUAACCGAUAAACUAACAGCAAUAGAAACUGUAUUUGGCUGGACAAUUCAAGGACCAUUGCCACAAACUGAAGUUUCCAAAACUAGCAUCACGUCUCUAGGUAUAUGUGUCUGCGAAGAAGCUCGUAAAUUUUGGCAACUCGAAGUUCUGGGAAUUGCUUUAACAUCUAAUGAAAAUGUCAAUACAGAUUUAUCUCUUAAUGUUCGCAGGUUAGAUCAUCGCUUUGAAGCAUUGCUCCCGUGGAAAGAGAUGGGUUUACUUGAUGACAACUAUCCAGGAGCCCUACAACGAUUCAAGGCCCUCGUCAGAAAACUUUGCGUGAAUAAAAAACUUCUGGAAUAUGACAAUGCGUUUAAUGACAUGCUCUCAAGUGGAAUAGCCGAACCAGCACCGUACCCAAUCGAAGGCGAACGUGUGUAUUACAUGCCUCACCGUCCAGUCUACAGGGAAGACAAAGAAACAACGAAAUUGCGUAUCGUUUUUGACGCGUCAGCUCAUGCCUCUAAUCAAUAUUCGCUUAACCAACAUCUUGAAGUGGGCAAUAAUCUGUUACCUGAUAUUAUAACGAUUCUAUUAAAUUUCAGAAUUGGUAAGAUUGCAUUAACAGCAGAUAUAGAAAAGGCUUUUUUACAGAUAAUGCUGCACCCGAAAGACCGCGAUAGUCACAGAUUUAUUUGGUUUUCGGAUAAAUUAAAUAACGUUGACAAUCUUCCUGACAUAAAGGUAUUUCGAAUGACUCGUGUGACAUUUGGCGUCACUUGCAGCCCUGGCCUUUUGGCUGUCACAAUUAUAACGGCGAUUAAAGAAGCUGAACAAACAUACCCCCGAACGUGCGCUCUUCUCCUCAAGAGUUUUUAUGUAGACGAUCUUGUGUGCAGUGUCGAUGAAGAAAUAGAUGCCGUGAAAAUUCAAAAAGAAGCCAACAUCAUUCUUAAAAGUGCAUCUAUGAAUUUAUGCAAAUGGAAUUCCAACAACUCUACCGUUCGUCGUAAGAUUCCAAUAGACCAAGAUAUUCACAAACUUCAAAAGGUACUUGGUCUGUGUUGGUUAGUUGCCACAGAUGAAUUGGCUGUAAAUGUUGAUGGACUUCUGAAUCUUUUAGAGUCAGAGAAGCCAAAAGGCACAAAGCGGAAUGUUCUUAAGGUAAUGGCAAAAAUAUUUGACCCUCUUGGUUUUCUAGGUCCUUGGAUAGUUCGUCUUAAAAUCCUUUUUCAAUCAAUCUGGCGUAAACAUCUAGAGUGGGACGAGCUCUUACCUGAAGAUAUGAUGAAAAUUUGGAUGACAUGCUGCCAUGAAGUGAGCGAUCUUCGGAAAAUAGCCUUUCCACGUCAUGUGAUUGUUGGUAAGAGAAACGUUGAAAUACAUAUUUUUGCAGAUGCGAGCCAAUAUGCUUUCGGAGCCGUAGCCUAUGCAAGAACGCGUGACGAUAUUGGAAAUAUUUUUGUGCGUUUCUUAUGUGCUAAAAAUAGAGUGGCACCUCUAAACAACAAAAAUCAGAACGAACUUACCAUUCCAAAGCUUGAAUUAACUGCUGCUCUCGUUGCAGCUCGUUUAUUAGAUUACAUGCAGAAAAACUUGCGUGUUGAAUUUAAUGAUGCUUAUCUAUGGACGGAUUCGAAAAUUUCAUGGUUUUGGAUUACUGGUUCCAGUAAACGUUGGAAACCAUAUAUUGAAAACAGGGUCCGCGAAAUAAGAUCUAUUUGCGAUGUUUCAAAGUGGAGACACUGUCCAGGCCUAGAAAACCCAGCAGACCUAGUCACAAGAGGUAUUAACGCUAACGCUCUUAUAAAUUCAUCUUUGUGGAUGUCUGGACCGGAUUGGUUAAAAGAAAAUCAAUCAACAUGGCCACAAAACGAUAUCAGUAUUACAACCUUGAUUACAUCUUUACAUGUGACUGAAGAAAUUGAAGCUCACUCCGCUUUAGUUGAGUUAAAAAAUAUUAUUACUCCACCUAUAAAUCCAAUCGAUUUUAGCACUUGGAGACAUCUGCUCCGAACGACCGCUUACUUUUUUCGUGCAUAUAAUUUCUUUAAGACAAAAAAGAAGUUUCCAACUUUUCUUACGGCCGAUGAAAUUAUAUCUGCUGAAAAAUGCUGGAUAAAUUCUGAUCUGGCAACUCUUAAUCCAUUUUUAGAUGACACUGAUGAACUAUUACGAGUUGGAGGGCGUCUUCAGUUUGCAGGAUUAAGUCCAGAAGAAACUCAUCCGUAUAUUUUGCCCAAAUCAUCGCACAUUACGAAGCUGAUUGUAAGAGACACCCACGAGAAGCUAUUUCAUGCCGGAACGAAUUCAGUCCUUUCAAAGCUUCGCUCAAGAUUCUGGAUACUUAAACUCCUUCAAGCUAAAUCAGCAUCACAACCCUUCGCUCCACUUCCUAGAGAGCGAAUACUGCAUACAAGGCCUUUCGAGAUCACUGGUGUGGAUUUUGCUGGUCCGCUUUAUGUGAUCGAUAGAACCAAACAAUCGAGGAAGGUCUACAUAAUGCUGCUUACUUGUGCAGCAGUAAGAGCAGUGCACUUAGAGGUGGUUUUGGAUCUGACAGCCGAAAGUUGUCUUUUGGCAUUGAGGCGUUUUAUUGCGCGAAGAGGUGUACCUCGGAUUAUAUAUUCCGAUAAUGCCAAGACUUUCAAAAAGGCAUCUACAGAACUAAGUCAUAAACUUAAAUUUAAAUCAAAUCCCGAUUUUCAAUGCUUCUUAACUGAUCAACGUAUUACCUGGAAAUUUAUCGUCGAACGUGCACCUUGGUGGGGUGGAUUCUGGGAGCGUCUAGUAAGAGUUGUGAAAUCCUCAUUGAAGGCUGCAGUGCUGAAAGCAACUUUGUCUAUCGACCAAUUUACGACUCUUCUUACUGAAGUUGAAACUGUAGUCAAUUCGCGACCUCUUACGUACUGCAGUGAUGAUUCUUCGGAUUGUGCUCCCCUUACACCUGCCCAUUUUCUUGGUGUUCAAGGAAUAUCUGGUGAUUCUACACCCAAACAGAAUUUUCAACCCAUCAAUCAAAAUACGCUGAGAUCAGAGUGGGCACAACGUUUACAAAAUAUUUCAAUAUUUAAACGCCGUUGGUUUAGAGAAUAUCUUCAACAGUUACGCUCAUUACAUCAUGAGAGACAAGCAACAUCGACCUACCUUGCAGCUGGAGAAGUGGUACUAAUAGAAGAUCCAUCUUUGCCUAGGAUACUCUGGCGAUUAGCGAUCAUCCAAAAAACAUUUCCAGGGCGAGACGGAAAAGUUCGUGCAUGUGAAGUACGAUUGGCUAAUGGUUCAGUUCUUCGAAGACCAGUUCAACUUUUAUAUCCUUUGGAAAUAAGUUCUUAA
Messenger RNA from Eupeodes corollae, 5250 nucleotides. RefSeq lists its product as uncharacterized. NCBI's taxonomy places the organism in Eukaryota, Metazoa, Arthropoda, Insecta, Diptera, Syrphidae. The coding region runs from base 1 to 5250 and encodes 1749 amino acids. The record is from RefSeq and is a predicted model, not a curated record. Gene Ontology annotation, molecular function: nucleic acid binding. Gene Ontology annotation, biological process: DNA integration. The transcript has 3 exons.